Messenger RNA from Diceros bicornis minor, 6731 nucleotides. It is a transcript of the gene TRAK2, whose product is annotated as trafficking kinesin protein 2. Gene Ontology annotation, biological process: neurogenesis; anterograde axonal transport of mitochondrion. Lineage: Eukaryota; Metazoa; Chordata; Mammalia; Perissodactyla; Rhinocerotidae. Gene Ontology annotation, cellular component: dendrite. The coding region runs from base 734 to 3484 and encodes 916 amino acids. The transcript is spliced from 19 exons. The record is from RefSeq and is a predicted model, not a curated record. Gene Ontology annotation, molecular function: GABA receptor binding.
CUUCGCCAAUAGUGCGGGGGCUGCCAUUGAGCCGGCGUCGCUGCGAAAGUGAAGUCGCCGAGAGAUGAUGUUGUGAAGUCGCUCGCCCGUCCGUGCCACGCCCGGGCGGUUAGUGGCAGCGGUGGCCGCUUGGGCUGCUGCUCUCAGGCUGCCGCCGCUUUAGAAGCUUCUCCCUGAGGGAGCGCGGGCGGAGGACGCAGGACGCCGGGCUGUACCUUCACAAAAUUGAAGACUACAGAUGAGACUUACGUUAGCAAUUCGAUUAACAGUAGGAUUCUCACAAAAGAGAGGAGGACCUAUGCUUUUCUUGGGAGGCAGUGAAGAAAGGACAGUGUGUAUUCACGGCCAGCCCAGGGAAAGGAGUGCCAGGUGAGAAAAGCACUUGGCGACAGUGCCAGAGGAAGAGAAGCAAGCCGAUGAAAUCCCUUGUGCUGGAGGCAUGAAAGGCAGAGGUCACUGAAGAACCAGCCGCGGGUUGAAAAACAGACAGGUGGCAAGGAUGUAGCCUGACUCCAGAUUGAUUCAUUCAUUUAACAGGUCAUGACUGUCCAAUGUAUGAUAAUCACAUGAGAGCACUCGUUGCUGCAGAUGUCACUGGACUCAUCAGAAAAGAAUCUGUUUAAAAAUAUACGUACAACCAGAUCUAUUUCUUUGUUGAAUGGCUUGAUGGAUUUCCUUUACUCUGCUUCAGACCAAAGCUGUCCUUCUCAACCAAAGCAAGAAAGGAUCCUGCAUGAGUCAAUCCCAGAAUGCUAUUCUUACAUCACCAACAGGUGAAGAAAACCUCAUGAAUAUCGAUCACAGAGACUCAGAGAGCAUCACUGAUGUCUGCUCCAAUGAGGAUCUCCCUGAAGUUGAGCUGGUGAGUUUGCUGGAAGAACAGCUACCCCAGUAUAAGCUGAGAGUGGACUCUCUCUUCCUGUAUGAAAAUCAAGACUGGACUCGUUCCCCACACCAGCAGCAACAUGCGUCUGAUGCCCUUUCUCCAGUCCUCGCUGAAGAGACUUUCCGUUAUAUGAUUCUAGGCACAGACAGGGUGGAGCAGAUGACCAAAACUUACAAUGACAUCGACAUGGUUACACAUCUUCUGGCAGAGAGGGAUCGUGAUCUGGAGCUAGCUGCUCGAAUUGGACAGGCUCUCUUAAAGCGGAACCAUGUCUUGUCUGAGCAAAAUGAAGCCCUGGAGGAGCAACUGGGACAAGCCUUUGAUCAAGUUAAUCAGCUGCAGCAUGAGCUGUCCAAGAAAGAUGAGUUACUUCGAAUUGUCUCCAUUGCUUCUGAAGAGAGUGAGACCGAUUCCAGCUGUUCUACUCCUCUUCGGUUCAAUGAGUCCUUUAGCUUAUCUCAAGGUUUGCUGCAGCUGGACAUGCUGCAGGAAAAGCUCAAGGAACUGGAAGAAGAGAAUAUGGCUCUUCGAUCCAAGGCUUGUCACAUAAAGACAGAAACCAUUACCUAUGAAGAGAAGGAACAACAGCUUGUCAGUGACUGUGUUAAAGAACUUCGUGAAACAAAUGCUGAGAUGUCCAGAAUGACUGAAGAAUUGUCUGGAAAGAGUGAUGAACUGAUUCGAUACCAAGAAGAGAUCUCCUCUCUCUUGUCUCAGAUUGUAGAUCUUCAGCACAAACUUAAAGAGCAUGUGAUUGAGAAGGAAGAACUGAGACUUCACCUACAUGCUUCCAAAGAUGCCCAAAGACAACUGACAAUGGAGCUGCAUGAGUUACAAGAGAGGAAUAUGGAGUGUCUGGGAAUGUUACAUGAAUCCCAAGAAGAAAUAAAGGAACUUCGUAGUAGAUCUGGCCCUGCUGCUCAUCUCUACUUCUCCCAGUCAUGUGGAGGUUUUUCUGGGGAAUCCCUGGCAGCUGAGAUUGAGGGGACCAUGCGUAAGAAGCUGAGUUUGGAUGAGGAAUCUUCUCUCUUUGAACAAAAAGCCCAACAGAAGCGGGUAUUUGAUACUGUCCGGGUUGCCAAUGACACGCGGGGUCGCUCUGUCCCAUUCCCAGCUCUGCUACCCAUUCCAGGCUCCAACCAUUCCAGUGUCAUCAUGACAGCAAAGCCUUUUGAGUCUGGUUUACAACAAACAGAGGACAAAACACUCCUGCACCAGGGGAGCAACUCGGAGGAGGUUCCAGGGAAUGUUGAGAAGACGGGUCAGCCAGGACCCUCUGAAGACAGUGAUGUGGCUACAGCGCUGCAUCGCCUCAGUCUGCGGCGACAGAACUACUUAAGUGAGAAGCAGUUCUUUGCUGAAGAAUGGGAGCGGAAGAUCCAGGUUCUGGCUGACCAGAAGGAAGGGACUAAUGGCUGUGGCACCCCCACCGAGGGCCUUGCCUCUCUCUACACCGACCAGUCGGAGACCACAGACCUCAGCAGUGCCAGUUGUUGCCUUCGAGGUUUUAUGCCUGAAAAAUUACAAAUUGUUAAGCCCCUUGAAGGAUCACAAACUCUGCACCACUGGCAGCAGCUUGCUCAACCAAAUUUAGGAACUAUUCUUGACCCACGGCCAGGUGUUAUCACUAAAGGCUGUACCCAGUUGCCCAAUGAUGCCAUCUAUCACCUCUCUGAUUUAGAAGAGGAUGAAGAGGAAGGUAUCACUUUUCAAGUUCAGCAGCCUCUUCAGAUGGAACAGAAACCUUCAAUAUCCAAGCCAGUAACAGGAAUCUUCCUCCCGCCCAUUACUUCAGCAGGUGGCCCAGUGACAGUUGCAACCUCAAACCCAGGAAAGUGUCUGUCAUGCACAAACUCGACUUACACCUUCACCACCUGUAGGAUAUUGCAUCCCUCUGAUAUCACUCAGGUUACCCUCAGCUCUGGGUUCCCUUCAUUAUCCUGUGGAAGUAGGGGUAGCAGUUCAUCAAAUACAGCAGUGAAUUCUCCUGCUAUGUCCUAUAGACUCAGCAUUGGUGAAUCCAUCACCAACCGGCGAGAUUCCACUAUCACCUUCAGUAGCACCAUGAGCUUGGCCAAACUUCUACAAGAGCGAGGCAUCUCUGCUAAAGUGUAUCACAGUCCAGUUUCAGAGAACCCCCUCCCCCAGCCUCUCCCUAAAGCCCUGGCUAUCCCUUCCACACCACCAAAUUCACCUUCUCACUCACCUUGCCCUUCUCCUUUGCCCUUUGAGCCUCGAGUGCAUCUCUCUGAAAAUUUUUUGGCCUCCCGACCAGCUGAAACAUUCCUCCAGGAGAUGUAUGGUUUGAGACCUUCCCGGAACCCUCCUGAUGUUGGACAGUUGAAGAUGAACUUAGUGGACAGGCUGAAGAGACUGGGGAUAGCCAGAGUGAUCAAGACCUCUGAUGCACGGGAAAAUGGAAGAAGCCAAGAGGCAGAAAUUGGUCUUCAAAGACCAGACUCUGCUGUUUAUUUAAAUUCAGGUAGCAAUUUAUUGAGUGGACUGAGGAGGAAUCAGAGUCUUCCAGUCAUAAUGGGUAGCUUUGGCGCCCCAGUUUGCACAUCCUCACCCAAAAUGGGUAUCCUGAAGGAGGACUGAGGUUCAGCUGUUAUCUGACCUCUUACACAAAUUAGCACAUGAAGGAUAGAUUUGCACUGAUAGAUGUAGUCUGGUUGGACUGAGAGAAAAGGAACGUUGCAGAAGGGGUUGUGAACGUGGGAAGAGGAACGUGGGAGAAUAGAAACAGAAUUGCGAUGAGGCCCUAAUGAAUGAGGUCUGAUAAACUGAAAGUAUAUAUGAAAAGGUCAUGAGUGUUUGGAGGCAGAAAAGGAAGAAAAGUCUAAUACACUCCUUCAGUUGGGUUUUCUUGUCUUGAAAAUGAAAAGUGACUAGAAAAUAAAUUCAGUAAUAUUGAAACAUACCAAAAGUACUGAACUUGCUAGCACAUUUAUUUCUGGUAAGCAUAAGCAAGGAGAACCCAGGUUAGGAGAUGGGAAGAGAAAAGGAGCAGCUUUGACGUCACCUAUGGAAAGCUGUCCUGGAGGGUUGCUGGGGAAAGCUCAGUCUGUUGCUGGGACAGUGGUGAGAUGGCUCAUAGGUUUGCCCCUCCAUCAAAUGGUGUGCUCACAGCGUUAGCACAAGUUACCUUUUUCAUGAAAUCAGAAGAGUGGAGACUCCCUUUUGCUUUCUGUUUUCAGGCCUUUGAGCCACUGGCAGCCCAAAGACUACCAAAUUCCUUUUGUAUUUGUGAUUAAUUAAAAGUUCUUUUUUAAAAUUUGUAUUUUUAUAUGACAACCCCCAAAAAACAACAUGAGUGGGGAGUAGGAGAGAUUUACUUUAAAAGGAAAAUUUGGGUUAAUUGGAACCAAGGAAACUUGUUUUCAGAAUAUUUCUUCUGGGUAAGUGCAGUGGCCAAGACAUUUGAACACAAUUACGUGUCUUUCAGAUUUCCAUGGAGGCUGGAAGGAAUUCAACCAGAAGUGCAAUCAUAGGAGUUAGGGAAGGUUGUGUAUUUAUGUCUGUGAGUUUUUUAAUAAGGAAAGUUGGUUGCAACUAAACUUUUUCCAAAGUAUACUAUGCAUAUUUUUAAUGAAAGAUGACCUGUAUUUGCACAAAAAUUCUCAGGCAAAUAAAUUAUUAUAAGCUGAAGUAAAACCCAGGUGCUUGCUUUGAGAUUGUGGGUUUUUUAAGUGUAAAAUAAAAUUAAAACAAAUCUGCCUUUUUCUUGAUAUCUGUAGAAUUAAAGAAUGAACUUUUUAAUGGGAGAGUCAAAGCUUUUGCUUUUUCCCUGAGGCGGCUUCUUUUUUUUAAACAAACUAUGUGAAACUGCAAAGUGGAACUUGAGGAUUAGGUUCUGGUGUUUAACCGUGUGACGCAAGGCUGUGAAUUGGGAAGAAACAAAUCUGUUUUCUGAGUGUUGCUGACCAAGGUCUGCUCCUCACAGAUGACAUGGCUUCAUCUAGGCAGUACAGCUCAGAAAGAAAUACCAUUAUAUGAAAGGCAUGAUGGAGAGACGAUGAGGGAGGGGAAUAAUUAUUUUAUUUUUGAAAAUGAGAGACAUAUUACUUGAUCUUUUUGGUGUUUAAUUUGUAAAUGUUUUACUCCUUUGUUCUGACUUAACUGAAAGGCAAUUUUCUGAAGAAUUCUUCAUGAGUCUUGCUCCUUUGAUUCCCAUUAAUAGACCUAUCUUCAGGCCAGAGGAGGGUCCUUCCUCUCUCAAGGUGCCUCUCCUUCGUGAAGAGCUGUGUGCUCAAAAGGGUAGAAAAACCAACAUGCGUGCAGUGGCAAGAAUAUGUGAGUUUUCCAUGCUUUUUAGAAUCUUUUGAUAAAACUUUUCUAAGUAAAUUUCUCAAAAAAGAAAAGUGAAAGUGUCAUCUCCCCAUUCUCCCUCCUUGCUCAGUCAUGCUGAGGUCAACAGACUGUACACAUGCGUGUUCAGAAAGGAUGCUAGCAGGUCCAUAGGUCAAUGUAAGUGUCCCUGAAUGUGGCAGGCAUUAACCAAAAGAAUUCCUGAUGUUUAAAUUUCUGAAAUAUUCCAAUUCACUUAUUAAAAAAUAGUAUUUGAGUUUCUACUUCAUAAAGUAACUCUGGGGUGCUUAUUUUAGCCAAUUCUUAAAGCUUUUUAUUUAUUCUCAAAGAAAGAAAGCUUCCUGUUGCCAGUUUCCAAGAAACAUCAGGAAGUAGGAAAAUGUAGGGCCAGAGAAUAGUACAAAGUGUUAAACUAUCAGAUUUAUGAAUAUUAUAUAAAUAGGUAUAAAUUAAGCUAGAUUUUGGAGCGUUCUGUGUAAUUAGUAUACUUUUUUGUAACCGAUGCUAAAAUGAUCACUUAGGAGGCAAGGCAAAGGCAAAUUCACAGCCAAAUAAGCACAUCAGAUGAAAAAGAACCAUACUUAGGUUUUUGAAGAUUAGAUUGACGUUACUGUUCCAUCAGAAACGCAGUAACUUUAUACUGGUGCAUGCUUGUCUCUAGAGAUGAAUCCUGUUUUGAAAUUGGGUUUUGCAGUUUUUGAAGUUUGCACCUAAAAUCAUUUUUGGUACAGCCUGAGAAUCUCUUAUUAUAGCAAAAUUGUGUGCAAAGUAUAGUGAGAAGAACUGGAUAGCAAGUUCCUCCUCAAUUUUUCUGUUAUGCGUUAGUACUGUUCACAUUUUAGUUCUUCUUUAUCAACUGUGUAUGUACUUUUAUGCCAGUAUAGGAAACUCCAAUCUUUUUUUUCUCCUUCAAGAAGGUUCUCAGUGAUUAUACCUCAGGUAUUUCUGAGUAUCCUAUUAGAUCUAGUAGGAAGGAUACCUUCAUGAGCUCAGACUUAAAAGUUUUCCUGAAUUAUGAUGAUCCCAAAUCUUAAGCAUGAGUCUUAGGGAGAAGUUAAUGACCAUUGUUAAAGUAAUUUUUUAAAAAGUUUUGUACUAUAUGUCCUUGAUUUGACAUGAAUGAACAGACUUUGACAAAGGGACGACAUAAGCUAGAGGCAGCUCACAAGAGCCUAUUCUCUAUUAAAGGUGUAUUUUAUAUAGUAUUCAAAAAAGCCUGUUAUUUUUUCUGACCAUUCUAGUAUGUGAUUAGUUCUUGUUGGUUACUAACAUUGACUGUUGACAUCUAGAACUAGAUCCCUUGAGUGUUUGUCAUGGUCCACUCCUUUGAUAUCAGAUGCCUGUACUCCAGGUGCAACACACAGUGUUUACACUGUGGUUGUGCUGCAGAGCACAGUGGAAGUGCCCGCUGGGGCAGCCAGGGAAGUACUGUUGUUUGAUAGCUGGGGCUUGACUGUUGAACAGCUCUUUGUGCACCUACCUUUGCUUUGUCAAUUGUAAAUCAGAUAAUAAACAUGAGUCUCUUGUUAAAUUGACA